AUGGAUUCCUCCUCUUCCUACGAAAAGAAACCAGCCAUCAUGGACCAAGCACAGUCCAACCUCCAAGGCAUGUUCCAACAAGCAGCAGAUGACGUCAGGGCACACGCUUCCAAGCUAGAGGACAGAGUGUUCAAGCCUACCCGGGAGUAUGCUGCUUAUAUGUGGGAACGCCAUCCUGUGAUCGCUGUGUUCCUCGGCAUCUUCUGCAUCCUCUCGUUCCUCCCCGUCCUCCUCUUCACCUCCUUCGCCCUCCUCACCGGGGGCUUCCUCCUCUCCACAUCAAUCCUCUUCGCUCUUCUCAUCCUCGGUAUCAUCCUCUCCCUCGCCUCACUUUUCCUCCUAGCAGCCCUCGCAGUGACCUUCUGCCUCUCUUUGGGCAUCACCGCCGGCCUUGUGGCUUUUUGGGCAACGACGAGGCUGAUGGGGAACAUCAGGGUUAAAGGAUGGCAGGAGGGGUUGUUAGCCUGGGCGUGGGAAUUGAGGGAAAAGGUCGUUGGGAACUCUUAUUAG
Molecule: messenger RNA, 510 nt
Organism: Dacryopinax primogenitus
Lineage: Eukaryota; Fungi; Basidiomycota; Dacrymycetes; Dacrymycetales; Dacrymycetaceae
Exons: 3
Coding region: 1-510 (169 amino acids)
Source: RefSeq, a predicted model, not a curated record